Prorocentrum cordatum is the source of this 827-nucleotide messenger RNA. Lineage: Eukaryota; Dinophyceae; Prorocentrales; Prorocentraceae. The record is from the annotation of a GenBank genome assembly.
CAAAAGCUGAGGUUACGACCUCUGAUCUGUGAUGCGACCGAGGUGAGCACGGCUGCGGGACCAAGACUGGCAAACACGCUGGUGGACACUGAGUGCGCAACGAAACCGCUGGGUCUUCAUCCCCGAGCCACACAGAUAGAAGAUGUCGUUGUCAGGCACAGCCCAGGCCCUUUUGCCUGCCACGGGGGCGGCGGCGGCUCGCUGUCGCAGGACGGCGAUUGGUGGAGGGAGGGGCCCCCACCACAGGACAGGGAGCCCGCAGGAGGACUGGGGAAGAGCUCCUUGGAGGAAACCUUCGCGAGCCAGCGAGGGCGAGGCCUUCGUGGCCGGAGCCGGCCAUGCGCGCGGGAAGCUCAGCUGCCCCAACAGGCAGCACGCGUCCGAGGUCCUCGGCCUCCGCCGGCCAAGCCACAGAGAACAUCCAAGGGUGCCCUCCCCAGGGUGCUCAAGGACACCCAGCAAGCACGAAGAACACUGGAGCACCCUCCCCGAACCGACCUCGAUCUUGCACCUCGGUCCGACGGUACGCGAGACGGCAUGGCGACCUUCUGCGGUGGCUUACGCGGGCCGCCCGCGCGGCACGCUAAACCGGGGGACGAGGGCGUUCCCGCGCGGUCUUGCGCGGGCCGCUUGCGCGCGAAUGUCGGCGCAGGCGAUCCCGUUUUUUCUGCGUCGCCCACACUGGAAGGGAUCCCCCUUGCUGGAGGCCUCCGAAAUCUGGCGGCGCGCACAAGGGGCAGGAAGAGGGGGGGGAGGCUUCUUAGAAGGAGGCUGCUACUUAGAAGGCGCGGGCCUUCCAUCUACACGUGGGGCCCGCGCCUUCUAAG